CAUUACUACUACUACUACUAUUGCAGAAGCCGAUUUGUCGCCGUUAUAAAGGCAUUGCCUUGACCCAUUGCGUUGUGGCAUGAUACAGUACCAUUAAUCUUAGAUUCUACAAACCAGGAAGAUUGUCGCAGAUGCUAACACUGCUAAAAGACCCCAGAAGGAUACUAUGAAAUAAUGGGUGAGACAGUUCCCGGAAAUGUUAUUCCAGAAUGGGCUAGUGUGGACCCGAAUGUCAUUGGUGAAUCCGUAAAAGCCAUCGAGGACAAGUGGAAGUUGGUUCCUGCCUUUUUGCGUGUCAAGGGCCUAGUGAAGCAACAUAUUGACUCGUUCAAUUACUUCAUAAAUGUUGACAUAAAAAACAUUGUCAAAGCCAACAGUAAGAUAACUAGUGAUGUGGAGCCGCUUUUCUAUGUCAAGUAUAAGAAUGUCAGAGUUGAAAAUCCUAAUAUUGAAGAAGGGAUUAAUAUAUCAGAUAAAACAUCCCCACAUGAAUGCCGACUCCGGGACAUAACUUACUCUGCUCCCAUUAUGGUUGAUGUAGAGUACAUGAGAGGAGAUCAUCGAAUAUUCAGGAAGGAUAUCCCAAUAGGCCGCAUGCCAAUCAUGCUCCGUUCCUCCAAUUGUGUCCUUUCCCAGUGUCGAACUCCAUCUGAACUUGCUAAACACAAUGAGUGCCCUCAUGAUCCAGGUGGAUACUUUAUUAUUAAAGGUCAAGAAAAAGUUAUCCUCAUCCAAGAGCAGCUCUCUAAGAACAGAAUGAUUGUGGAAGAAGACAAGAAAGGGGGCUUGACAUGCCAGGUAACUUCUUCCACACAUGAAAAGAAGUCUCGCACAAAUGUCAUAAUAAAGAAUGGGAAGUAUUAUUUAAAGCAUAAUACUCUGACAGAUGAUGUUCCUGUUUGCAUUGUUUUUAAAGCUAUGGGAGUUACUAGUGACCAGGAGAUUGUACAAAUGAUAGGCACAGAAGAUAGGAUCAUGACUACCUUUGCAGCAUCAUUAGAAGAAUGUGCUAGAUUGAAUGUUUACACUCAGACACAGGCUUUGAAAUUUAUUGGCAAUAAAGUUCGUCAAAAAAGAUUUUUUGACCGAGGCAUAAAGAAGAGCCCAGUUGAUGAGGCUCGUGAUUUGUUGGCCACUACAAUUUUGGCUCAUGUUCCUGUUGAGAAAUUCAAUUUCAAAAUGAAAUCAAUAUAUUUGGCACUUAUGGCACGGAGAGUCAUAGAGGCCCAGGGAGACACAAGGAUUGUAGACGAUCGAGAUUACUAUGGUAAUAAGAGGUUAGAGUUAGCUGGGUCACUCAUCUCCUUGCUUUUUGAAGAUUUGUUCAAGAAAUUUAAUGCAGAAAUUAAGAAGAAAUCAGAUAGCAUGCUGUCUAAAAAAGGAAAAGUGUCUCAGUUUGAUGCCGUAUCCUAUAUGCAGUCUAGACAGGACUCUAUCACAAAUGGUUUAGAAGUAGCAAUAUCAACAGGCAACUGGACUAUCAAGCGUUUCAAAAUGGAACGUCAAGGUGUCACUCAGGUUCUGUCUAGGCUGUCAUAUAUUUCAGCUCUUGGCAUGAUGACCAGAGUUAACUCUCAGUUUGAAAAGACACGCAAAGUUAGUGGUCCCAGGUCUUUACAGCCCUCCCAGUGGGGUAUGGUUUGCCCAUCAGAUACACCAGAGGGAGAAUCUUGUGGUUUAGUUAAGAAUCUUGCUCUCAUGACACAUAUUACAACAGAAGUUGAUCCUGAACCCAUUAUUGAAUUAGCCUUUAAUUGUGGAGUAGAGGAUAUUAACCUCCUGUCUGGAGAAGAAUUGUCAAACAGGGAUGUGUUUUUAGUAUUUCUUAAUGGCAAUAUCAUUGGCGUGACAAGAGAGCAUCGCAGAGUGGUUAGAGUUUUUCGUGCAAUGAGAAGGAAUGGAGUUAUAAGUGGUUUUGUGUCCAUUUAUCCCCAUAAUAAGCACCGUUGUGUUUACAUCAGUUCAGACGGAGGCCGUUUGUGCCGUCCUUAUAUUAUAGUAGAGAGUUGUAGGUCAUCGGUAACUGAUGAUCACAUCAGGAAGUUAAAUCGAGGAUUAAUGUCUUUUGAUGAUUUUCUUCAUGAAGGACUCGUAGAAUAUUUGGAUGUAAAUGAAGAAAAUGAUUCUAACAUUGCCAUGUACGAGCAUGAAAUCACAGCCAAGACAACACAUAUGGAAAUAGAGCCAUUUACAAUUUUGGGUGUAUGUGCAGGUCUUAUCCCAUACCCCCACCAUAAUCAAAGUCCUCGUAACACUUAUCAGUGUGCUAUGGGUAAGCAAGCUAUGGGAACCAUAGGUUACAACCAAAGGAAUAGAAUUGAUACUCUUUUAUACAAUCUUGUUUAUCCACAUCGCCCAUUGGUUAAAACUAGAACCAUUGAACUUAUCAAUUUUGAACAUCUCCCAGCAGGACACAAUGCAAUGGUUGCAGUUAUGAGCUAUUCAGGUUAUGAUAUUGAAGAUGCCAUCGUUAUAAAUAAAGCAUCUCUAGAUAGAGGCUAUGGCCGUUGCAUAGUAUAUCGAAAUGCAAAAUGUUCAGUCAAACGGUAUGCUAAUCAGACAUCUGAUAGAGUGCAAGGGCCUCUUAUGCAAGUGUUGGAUAAUGGAAAACAGAAAGCAGUUUGGAAACAUGAAACUCUGGACAGUGAUGGAAUAGCAGCUGUUGGCAACCCUGUUUUGCCCCGGCAGGUUCUCAUCAACAAACAAAUGCCAACAGUUACACAGUUGAGUUAUACUAAUGAGCAGCCCUCAAGAAAAGUAGAAUUCAGGGACACACCUGUUGUGCACAAAGGACCAGGAACUGUUUAUGUAGAGAAAGUCAUGCUUUCAACAGAUCCAGAUGCUUUCAAUCUGAUCAAGAUUCUCCUGAGACAGACCCGUCGUCCUGAAAUUGGUGACAAAUUUUCUUCCCGUCAUGGUCAGAAAGGUGUAACUGGGCUGAUUGUACAGCAAGAGGACCUCCCUUUCUCAGACCAAGGGAUAUACCCUGACAUGAUCAUGAACCCCCAUGGUUUUCCUUCUAGGAUGACUGUUGGAAAACUUAUGGAACUUUUGGGUAGUAAAGCUGCUGCACUAGGAGGUAAUCUUAAGUAUGGAACAGCCUUUGGUGGAACUUCAGUGAAAGAUAUUAUGGAAGAGCUAGUUAGAUAUGGCUUUAAUUAUCAGGGAAAGGACAUUCUUUACAGUGGAACUACUGGUGAAGCUCUUCAGGGUUACAUUUUCUUUGGCCCUGUGUAUUACCAGAAACUAAAACAUAUGGUUAUGGAUAAAAUGCAUGCUCGAUCACGAGGUCCACGAGCAGUUUUAACUCGUCAACCCACAGAGGGGCGUGCUCGUGAUGGAGGCCUUCGACUUGGAGAAAUGGAAAGAGAUUGUUUGAUAGGACAUGGUGCAAGUAUGCUCCUUCUGGAACGUCUGAUGAUUUCCUCUGAUGCUUUCGAUGUGGAUGUGUGUAACUCAUGCGGCUUGCUUGGCUACUCUGGAUGGUGCCAUUACUGCAGGUCCUCUGCAAAUGUUUCUUCUAUCCGAAUCCCAUAUGCUUGCAAACUCUUGUUCCAGGAACUUCAGUCCAUGAAUAUUGUGCCUCGUUUGAGACUAGAAAAUUAUUGUACCUAAUCACGUUGGAUUAUUUAAUUUUUGUAUGAUGUUA
This is a messenger RNA of Macrobrachium nipponense, 3649 nucleotides long. RefSeq names its product DNA-directed RNA polymerase III subunit RPC2-like (gene RpIII128). Gene Ontology annotation, cellular component: RNA polymerase III complex. Lineage: Eukaryota; Metazoa; Arthropoda; Malacostraca; Decapoda; Palaemonidae. Gene Ontology annotation, biological process: DNA-templated transcription. The transcript is spliced from 7 exons. Bases 175 to 3615 code for a protein of 1146 amino acids. The record is from RefSeq and is a predicted model, not a curated record. Gene Ontology annotation, molecular function: ribonucleoside binding; DNA binding.